Messenger RNA from Plasmodium gaboni, 6768 nucleotides. RefSeq lists its product as hypothetical. The record is from RefSeq and is a predicted model, not a curated record. The transcript is spliced from 3 exons. The coding region runs from base 1 to 6768 and encodes 2255 amino acids. Gene Ontology annotation, molecular function: protein kinase activity. Gene Ontology annotation, biological process: protein phosphorylation. Lineage: Eukaryota; Apicomplexa; Aconoidasida; Haemosporida; Plasmodiidae.
AUGGAGAAACAGAAGCUGUUAAAUAUUUUACAAAGGGAGUUAAAAGAAUAUGGAGAUGAAGAAAUGCUAUCGUGUUUUCAUCGAUUUUAUGAGUCUAUUGACGCAAAUGAAAAUGAGCAUUCUAAAAAGUUUUUCAAUGAGCUGAUUCAACAAAUGAAGAAGCUAUUUAUUAUUUAUCAUAAAAGAAAUAAAAGGGAUUUGAUUGAAAAGAUAAAGAAUUUUUUUAAAGAAGAAAGUAAUGAAGUAAAUAUUAUAGAUGUUGAAAAUAAUGAUAAAGAUAAUGAUAGUAAUUUUAAUUAUGAAGAUGAUUAUUUUACAAACAAUGAAGAUAUAAAUAUAAAUGAUGAUGAUGAUAAUAAUAAUAAUAAUAAUAAAGUAAGAAGAAAAGGUAAAAGAAGCAAAGAUCCAAAAGACAUGAAGUUACCUCACUUUAAAAAUCAUUAUUCUUUUCUAUCUACAAAUUUAUUUGAUAAUAUAAAUUUACAUGAUUUAAAAAAUAAUGUUUAUGAAUAUGACAUUUUUAAAUUAUAUAAUACUCAUGUGGAAAUGAUAUUAUUAGAAGAUAAUAAGGAUAUAACAAUAGAUGAUGAACCAUAUUUUUAUGAAACCUUUGAAUAUUUUUUUAAUGUAUUAUGCUUAUUAUAUUUUUUAAAAAAUAUAUAUUUUGAUUUAAAUUAUAAAACAAAUGAAAAUUCUUAUUCUUUUCUUUUUAAAGGUUUUGAAGAAAGGAAAAAUAAAGUUUUAAGUUAUUUUUUUAUUUUAAAAAAAUUGAAAAUACAUAAAUUAAUGGAUAAUGAAGUUAUCAAAAUUUUCUGUAAUUUUUUUCAAUAUAUAUAUAUAAAUGAAUAUUUGAUUAGAAAUAUAUUUGAUGUAUCUAUGAAUAGUUUUAUUUAUACAGCUGUUAAAAAUUUUCAAAAAAAAUAUAAAAUGGAUAAUAUCUUAGUAUCAUUACAAUCUUUAACAGAUGCAGAUUAUUCAGAACAACAACAAAAACAAACAAUUAAUAAUGAUUCUGAAAAAGUUAUUUGUGAUCAUACAACAUAUGUUAAUAAUACAUCUUCAAAAAAUUCCAUAAGUGAUUAUAAUAUAUGUGUCAAUAAGUCAACAAAUGAAUUGACAAGUUGUAAUAAUAAUAAUAAUAAUAAAACAUUAGAAAAGUCAGAAAUAUCUGGAAAUGAAAUUAUAUGUCAGGAGAGCAUUCCAAAUAAUAAUAAGAUAAAUAAAAUGAACAACAGUACUAUUAAUAAUAAUAAUAAUUAUUAUAAUAAUAAUUAUAAUAAUAAGGUUAAUAAUAAUCUUUUUAGUAAUAACUAUUGUGUGAAAAAUAGUCCAAAUCAUGAAGAUUAUUUAAAUAAAGAAUUAAAUAAUUUCUUUAUUACACAUAAUCAAAAUAAAGGUAAUAAACAUUCCUUUAUUGAUAUUAUAUAUAAUGAUAUUAAUUUUGAUAAUAUAUAUACAGAUGAAAUAAUUAAUUGUUUGUUUUAUUUCUUUAAUAAUCCUUAUCUUAUUUUUACCUUUCAUAAAAAUGUGCUAUAUUAUAUUGAGAAAAAAAGUAGAGAUGCCAAUUUUUUUCAUUCUUAUAAAAAUGCCAUUGCUUUAAUUAAAUAUUUAAAUUAUUGUGUAACUACGAUUUCUAUAAUUUUCCAUAUUUUUGUAAGCGCAGGAUUAUUCUUUAAUAAACAUAUUAUGAUAAUAGAAUCUAAUAAAUAUCUAAACUUUUAUAAACUAUUAAACUUUGAUAAUCUUCUUGUAGAUUCAGAUAUGUAUGAUCAAAAAAAGAAAAAAAAACAGAAUCCAUGCGAAUAUAAUAAUAAAAGGAAUAAUAGCAUAUAUAAUGUAUCAAAACGUCGUAGUUCUACUCACAUUAAUUCAUCACCUGGAAUUCAUGAAAAGGAUGAAAAUAUAAAAAACAAAAGCCAAAAAAAUGUGGAAUCAUUUGAUACAUUAAAUGAUAGUAGUUCAUAUAAUGAUGACAGUAUUAAUGAUAAUGAACUGGUAGUACAUAGUAAUCCAUUCGAUAAAAAAAAUUACGGAAAUUUAAAAGAUAAUAAAUUUUAUGAUUUUAAUAUUAUAAAAUAUUUAAUGAAAUAUAAAAAUGUUGUUAGUAAUUUAAAUCAGGAUCAUUUUAAUAAAAAGGAUUAUUCCAAUGAAAGUGAAGGAGAGGUUGAUAAUUUUGUUAAUUUAGGUCAUUCAAAUGUGAAUAGUAGAGGUAGUUACACCAGUAGUCAAUAUAAUAAAGAUGAUGUAACUAAUUCUUCUUAUGAUAAUUCUAAUUCAUAUUCUGAUGAGGAUUAUAGUAAUAGUGAUACAAGUAAAUUUGAAGAAAAAAGACAUAAGAAUUCAUAUAAAAAUGUUAAAUAUAACAAAUCAAGUGAUGAUUAUGAAAAUGAUAGUAGUAGUUCAAAUAAUAAUAAUAAUAAUAAUACAUAUAGUGAUGAUAAUUUCAAUAGUUAUAAUACAAAUAGAAGAAAUACACAAAGAAAAAGUAAAAAGAUGAACAAGGAAAGAUUCGAAAAAAAGAAUAAAAAAAUAAAUCAAGAAGAUUCUACAAUGUCAGAUGAAUAUAAUAUGAAUAAUGGUUUAUAUUCAAAUGAGUAUACUAAUAGAAGUAUAUUUAAUGAUAUAUUACAUAAAGCAAAAAAACGAAAACGAUUUUAUGAUUUAAUAAGUAAUAUAAAUAGAAUGAAAAAUACAUUUAAUGUUAAUAAUAUUAAUAAAAAUAAAAGUAUUGAUUUUAAUUAUAUAGAAAAUAUUGAUACUAUAUCAUAUUUUAUAAGUAUAUAUAAUUCAGAACAUAUUUUCCAAUUUGAUUAUUAUUUUUUAAAAUUUAUUGCAGAAAUAUGUACAACAUAUAAUAAUUAUAUUAAAUCAUAUUUAAUUAAUAUAAAUAAUAAUAGUAAUCUGAAAUAUAAAAGGGAAUAUUUAGAUAAGAUAAUAAAUCAAAUAGAAAAUUUUUUAAAUGAAGUAACUAAAUUGAUAUAUGUAUAUACAUGGUGUAUUUUAUAUAUAUUUGGUCAUUCAUAUUCUUAUGUGAAGUAUGCAAAAUAUUUUUAUCAGAAGAAAUCUUUUUUCUUAUUAGAUAAAAAACCACAUUUUAUAUUUAAUCAGUUUAGUUAUAUUACUCAAGAAUCUGAUAAUAUUUCAAAUAAUAAUAAUAAUAUAAAUGAAAAGAAUAAUAUAUAUAAAAACAAAAAUAAUAAUAUAAAUAAUGAGGAGGAACAUUUUGAUUAUCGUAAACAUUUAUAUAAUAAUUAUAAUGAUGAUAUACCUAUGAAUCAUUUUUUUAAUCCAAGUAAUAUUGUAGAAAAUUUAAAAUAUAAUUAUGAAUUAAAAAGAAAUACAUCAGAAUUUGAUAACUUUAAUUUUAAUAAUUUAAUACAUAUUUAUAAAAAUUCAUACUUUCAAAAUAUUGUUGAUAAAUUACAAUUGAAUUUAAAAUUUAUUGACAAUAUUUUAUUUACUUUAGAUAAUAUAUUAAAAAAUAAAAAAAGGAAAAAAAAAAAAUUUCUUAAUUAUUUAUGUGUAAAAGAUCAAAAGUUAGAUGAUAUAUGUAACUCUAUAGAUAAUCUAAAAAGAAAUAUAAAUAAAUAUAGAAAAACAUUUCAUUAUUGUUUGAAUUUUAAUAAUAUAAAAAAUGUUAUUAUGCUUACAUUAGAAGAAAUGAGUAUGAGUUCUGAUAAAUUAGAAUUAAAUAAAUUAUUAAAUGAAUAUUUAAAUAAACUCGAAAGUAGAGGACAAUUAAAAAAAAGACAAAAAAAAAUAAAUAUCAAAAUUAUUGAUAAUAAUAUUAUUCUUGAUACAAAUAAUAUAAAAAAAGAAAGAGAAAGAGAAAAAAGAAAAAGUGUAGAAAAUUUUUUAAAUAAAAAGAAAUUUCUUAAAUCAUAUAUGGAUAUAAAUGAUAUAUCAAAUCAUUUAAUAGAUAAAAGAAGAAAUAAAAGUAUUAAAAUGGGAACAACCAACACAAAAAACCACAGAACUAGUAGUAAUGUAACUAAUAGGAAUCGUAGUCGUAGUAUAUUAUCUAGUUCAUUUUUAGAAAAAAAAGAAACAAACAAAAAAUUUUCAAUGAAAAGUCAAAAGAAAUAUAGUGAAUAUGUGAACACUAAUAGGUCAUAUAUAAAAAACAAUUCACAUAUAAAUAAUAAAUUAAGUAUUUGUAUGGAUAAUAAUAAAAAUGAUGAUAUAAAUAAAAGCUUUAUCAUAAAUGAUAAUACAAAUCGUGGUUCAAUAACUAAUAAUAGUUAUUAUCAUAAGAAUAAUAAAAAAUAUGAACAUAGUGUAAAUGAUAAAAAUGAUAUGUUAGAAAGAUCAAGUAGGAGAAGUCAUAAUUAUUAUUCAAGUAGUGAUGAUAACAAAAGUGAUAAUUAUAAUAUAAAUGAUAAUAGUGAUUAUCAUUAUAAUGAUACAGAUACGGAUGAAGAUAAUGAGAAUUCUAGUGAUAAUUACAAAAAAGGUGGUGAUCAAAAUGGUAACAAUUUAAAUAGUAAUAAUAAUAAUCAUAAUAAUAAUAAUAAUAAGAAGAAACAAAUGAAUGAACUAAUUUUUAAUAGUGAAUAUCAUACAGAAAGAUUAAUAUUUUUUUUCAAUUUAUUAAAUGGAAAUAAUUUAUUUUAUUAUUUAUCAUUACAUUAUUUAGUUAAGAAUGAAAAGAUAAUGGAAAUAUUACAUUUUUUACCAUUAAAAUAUUUACUGGACUUAUUAAUAUUAUAUGAUUUAAAAGAUUAUAUUAAAUUUAAAACUAUCAUUAGAGUGUUCAGAAUUAUUUAUGAAUUUCAAGAUUUUUCUCCAAUUUUAAGAGAAGAUAUAUUUUUUAAUAAAAAUAAUUAUUGUUUAGAAAAUGCAGAUUUUAUGAAUUAUGAAUUUUGGUGUACAUUUUUAACAGUAAAUAAAAAAGAUCUUUCUCCCAAAAAAGCUUAUGAUGAUGAUAAUUAUAAUAGUAUUUUUAUGGCUCUUAAACAAACAGCUAUAAUAUAUAAUAAUAUGAAUGAUAAAAAAGAAGACGAUUAUGACGAAUUAAAAAAAAGAGAUGAUUAUUCAAAUGAUGAUGAUAAUAAUGAUCAUAAUGAUCAUAAUAAUAAUAGUAAUUAUUAUAAUGAUGAGAAAUAUCUUCAUAUGGAUCAUAAUUCUCAUGAUGUAAAGAAACAUGGAUUUUUUGUAGAUUUAAUAAAAAGAGUAUUUUCUUUAUUUAAUUUUUCAAAUACAUUAAAAAGUUAUCCUGUUUUAUUAAAAGAACUAUUACAAAAAUUAUUAAUAAAUAUUAUUGGAAAACAUAGCUGUAUAAAUGAUAAUAAAAAUUAUAAAGGUUAUAAUAGUAUCAAAUAUUAUGCUUUAAAAUUUGUAUAUAAUAAUUUAAAAAAUUUAACAUUCGAAUGUAAUACUUCUUCAUAUUAUAGUUAUACUAUAAACAAUCAAACAGAAUUAUAUAAUAUUAGUAUACAUAAUUUUAUAUUAUAUCAUAUAUAUGAAUUAGGUAUGAGAACGAAAGAACUUAUUAUAAAAAGUUCAUGUUUUAAAUUAAUAAAAUAUUUAUUAACUGAAUAUUAUUAUUAUCCAGAUAUAUUUAAUGAAAAAUGUCAUGAAUUAAUUAAUUCAGAUAUUAAAAUAAAUAAAUUUUAUAUUAAAAAUGUUAUAUUAGAUUUUGUCUCAUUCAAUAUUAUGAUAUGUCAUCUUCAAAGAGAGUUAACAUCAGAUUUGAAUGUAUUAAAUAAUUUAGAUUUAUUUAAUUAUUCUAUAAAAUCUAUAGCAAAUUAUUUAAUAGGUUAUAAAAAUAAUUCUUUCUUUUUCUUGAUUGAUAAAAAAAUGGUAAAAACAUUAUUAAUCAAAUUAACAUUUAUGAUGCCCUUUAUAUAUAAAUUAAAAAUACCUGCAUGUGUUAUUAGACUUUAUAUACGUGUUAUUAAAUCUUUGGAUAAAGAAAUUUUAGAUACUAUACACAAUUCAAACAAAAUAGAUCUCAUAUAUGAUAGUUUGUUUUAUAUUAUUGUAAGUCACUUUAUAUAUUUCUUUUUAAAUAUGAACAUUGAACUCGAUGAGGAAGCAUCCAAUAUUUUAUCAUGUAAUUAUAAUAAAGGUGCCUUCCCAAAAAAAUUUGAAAAAAAUGACAAUUAUAUUAAAAUUACGAAUGACACAUCUGAGGAAAAAGAAAAUGGAAAUUCACAAGAGGAUGAAGAGCAACUUUCUUGUAGAAAUAUUAAUUCAUUUGAAAAAAGUCUUGAUGACGAAGAAGAUAAAGAUAAUAAGAAGAAAGGAAAAGGUAAAUUUUUAUGUAUUGACGAUGAGUUCAAUUUUGAGAAGAACGAGCAAAGUGAAAUGGAUCAAGAAAACGAAAGAGAUGAACCCACUGCAGAAAAUAAAAGUGAAGAUAGUAGAAGUGAUAAUGAUGAUAGUCAACAUAGUGACUAUAGUAAUGAUAGUAAUAAUAGUAACAAUAGUAAUAAUAGUAACAAUAGUAAUAAUAGUAAUAAUAGUAAUAAUAGUAAUAAUAGUAAUAAUAAUAGUAGCAAUUCAAACAGCCAAAAUGAAGAUUUAUCGAAAAAUCAAAUAAAUGAUGAUAUAAGUGCAAAAAAUUUUAAUAAAUUAUCAGAUGUAUUAUAUAUAAGAAAAAUAAUAAAUGAAAACAGUAAUUUUAAUUUAGAAAAUAAUUAUUUUAUAAAUUAUUCAUUAUACAUUCUUCAUAAAGAACAUUAUUCUAUAUAUGUAUUCUUCUCAACGUUUUUUAAAAAUGCCUUAAAAGAAUACAAUGAAAUAUGUAAAAGUCAAAAAGUUUAA